AUGUCUUCCGAGGACAAACAGAAACCGGCGCUUGUCUUUGGUGGGCUGACUCCAUUUUUGGGGAAGGCCGUGGCGCGCCUGUCCAAGAGCGAUCCACUUGUGGAGGUGCGAUUGCGGGAGCCCGAGAAAGCAGAGAAUACAGAGUCUGGUACGGUGGAGUACUGGAAGACCUUGGCCAAGCGGGCCAACAUUCACAUCCAGGAUCCGGAGGAAUUGGAUUCUGAGGUAGCCAAUGGCGAUGUGAGUGCGACAAGGACUUCGAAUCUAUCGUUGUUGAACGGACACAGAGACAAUACCCCGGCAAUUGAGAGUUUGCCAGCGAGAAGCCUCAAAAGUCGCAGUGACGACUUUGGGUGGUUCCGCAGGUCAAAGGAGCGGUACGCGCGGUACCUUGAAACGUCUGCGCGCGAGGAGCGGGCCUUGUAUGAGCAGAUCCAGAACGAGUACCUCAACGAGCGCGAGAGCCUGCGUCAGCUAGAAGAGGAUGAGACUCGUGCAGCCCGUCUUGCGGAGUUCCUAAGCAGCAUGAGAGCUGGGCAGGAGGCGAAGGAGCAGGAGGAGGUGGAAAGUGAGGAAGAGAAGGAAGUGGAUGUCGAGGAAGAGAACGAUGAAGUGGCAGAAGAGGAGCCAGAGGAGCCAGAGGAAGAACAGUCAGAGGAAGAGGAAUCUGAACAACUAGACGAACACAGUGAACAGGACAGCGACAAUUCCAUUGAGGUGAUCGAGCUCGGAUCGGAAAGCGAGGAAGAGCCGAUCGUCGAGAACGUGGGACGCUACGCCGGCAAGACUCUUCCCCGUCUGAACCACUACUUGAGAAUGCAGGACGUCGAGGCUGAAGAGAGCGAGGAGGAGGAGGAGGAGGAAGAGGAGGAUGAACAAGAAGAAGAAGAAGAAGGAGAGGAGGAAGAGGAAGAGGAAGAAGAGUCCGAACAGGAAUCUGACGCUGCGGACGUCUCCGUGGCCGAGUCCAGUCCUGAACAGCGGUACCAGAACCUGUUUGGCGAGAGCUCUCAGGCAGAAGAGUCCGAAGACGAGCCAGAGCAGGAGUCCGAACAGGAAUCGGAACAAGAAUCCCCUCAGUCGUCGGACGUCGACCACAUCAUGUCUGAGGCCGACCAUGUGCUCAACCAGCCGAUCAACGACAGCAUCUACUACUCCUACAACGAGCCAGGAGACAUCACCGAGAAUAUCGACUGGACACAGAUUGCAGCUCUCGCGCAACAGGACCUUCCGUCGAACCAAACCACCUAUGAGGACGAGGUUGACGAUACCACGCGGAUUGUUGUUCCUGCUGACCAGACCCAGUCGCACACAAUCGACGAGUCGAUUCUCGAUCCUGAGCUGUAUCAGACAGCCAUUGAGGACGACCAUGAAGAAACUCAGGAACAGGCCGCACAGGAACCUGAACCUGUUCCCGAAUCUGUGAAGAUGCCACCUCCUGCACCUAAACCGGUCAAGAUCCCGCCUCCCAUUGAGCUUCCAAAACGCGUCCCAACUCCCGAGUCGCCUAAACUAAACCCAGGCCUACUGGAUCUGUUAUCUGGAGCUUUCGAGGUCCACAACAAGGCCACCCAGGAACCCGAAAACGAAACAGAGCACGCUGAAAAGUCUGUCCAAUUUGUGGAGCCAGAGGAGUCGACUCUUGCCGAGGAAACUGUACAGACCGAAGGUUUGGUGGAAGCCGAGUCGACACAGAUGGUGACGGCAGACGAAGCUGACACCACGCAUAUUUACGAAGAGACUGCGGACGGUACAGAGCUGGUGACAGCACAAGAGACAACUCUUGGGGCCGAGGAGCUUGAAACCGCGCACGAGUUCAGCGAGACCGCGUUUGAAAGUGCGCUCGAUAUUGACCAAGAAGGUCCGCUUGAGAUUGUUGCAGAGUCGUCCAUGAUCGAAAACGUGGACAGCGGUAACGAGUCGAUCGACCAGGAAGCGUAUGCUACUGCUCUAAUGAACACGCGGGUGGAGGACGACGACGACACGGAGUCGGUGAUAGCCAACCAGACUGUGUACUACGACGAGAACGAGGCCGAGGAACUGCUGACGGCUGUUGACGACGAAUCGGACUCGGAGAUCGUUGUUGACUCUGACGAGUCGCUGGAUGAGCAGGAAGUGGAGGAGAACAUUAUGAAAGAGUACGAGACAGAAGUUGUUGGAAAGCGGCCACUGGAGGAGGAGGACAAGGAGGAGUCUGUGAAACGGCCCAAGGUUGAGAAUAGUCUUUUGAGCUCGCUGGCUCAGUUUGCGUCCGAGGCGCUGAUGGACAUCUCGACGCCUGAGAUUUCAGAGUUUGCCGAGGAGCAGGCGGAGGAUGCAGAGGAAGUGGAGGCAGAAGCGGAAGAAGUUGUUGAGGUCAUUCCUGCUCAAGACGAGUCCGAGUUCGUGACUGCCGUUAACGAGUCGGAGGCCCAGUUGGAGGCCCAGUCGGAGGAGGAAGAACAGGCUGAAACGACAGUUAUCCAUGUUCCGCUGGAGGAGUCUGCGGACUCUGACGAGGAAUCCGCCGUGGAAGCUGAAGAGGCGGCCGCACCCGAGCCGGAAGAGGUGGACGAAGUCGAAGAAGGUGUCGAGACGAUACAGGUGCCUGUUGAAGAGGAGGAAGCAGAGGCUAAAUCAGAGUUAGAGCCACAGGAGGAAUCAGACGUGGAGCCACGGGGAGAGCGGCUAGAGCACCCAGGCAAGGCAGAGGAGCAGCUCGAAUCCGAGCAAAUUGUCGAGUUCAAUGAAACUCCCGUUAGCGAACCAGCUGAUGCGUCCGGCGACGUGGCAUCUCAGGAGGAAGUUGAGGAUAUCGAAGAGCCCCAGGUUUCUUUCCCCGUGCAGUCUUUCCCACGCUCGUUCCUGAGCUCUUUGAAAGACUUUGUGUCGGGUACCAUGAUGGACAUGGACGAGAGCGGCGCGGAGCAACCAGAGGAAUUGGAGGAGCCAGAGGAAUAUGCCUUGGAGCCGCAGGUUGAGGCCGUCGAACCGGAAGAGACAGAAGAAGUGGAGCAGGACCGAGACCAAGCAGAGGAGGAAAAAACCGUCCAUGAGGAGGAAGUGGAGACCCCAGAGGAGCAGGAAGAAGCUCUCAACACUGCCCUCGAGCCUGAGCUGCCUGAGGAAGCUGAUGAGACAGCGCUCGACGAACAGGAGACUACUAAUGAUGCCGAGGAGACUGUUGUUUUGGAGCCCGAAUCGGACCACGAGAUUACGGAGGUUGGCGAGGUUGACGUUGCAGAGACACCACGCCGUGGAAUCUUCUCUUUCCUACAGAGCUUCACCUCGAAGACGCUGCUCGACAUCACUCCAAAGAAGCAGGAGCAUGAGCAGGGGGAAGAAGUGGAAGAAGUGGAGGAAGUGAAGGAAGAGGAAAAGGAGGAGGAAAAGGAGGAGAUAAAGGAAGAACAGGAAGCGGAAGCGGAAGGCAAGGCCUCAGAACAGGAAGAGCCAUUCGAGCCAUUCGAGCCAGUCGAGCCAGCCGAAGAAAAUGAAGCCCCUGAAGCUCACGAGUCACCCGAACAGCCGGCUCAAGAGAUCUUUGUGCCUCCGGAGCCGGAAGUCUCUGAAAGGGAGUCUUCUGUGGAAACGAUCGUGGUCAUGCCGGAGAAGUCGCCAGAGAAGUCGCCAGAGUACUCUACAGAGGAGUCUGCUGAGGCGGCCGUUGAUGAACAAACUGAACCGUCUCCACAAGCAGAAUCACCGCCUGUGUCUCCUGCUACCUCCCAGCCAGAGCCGGCGGAGGUGCCCACGAUAGUGGUGAAGCCAGACCCUGUUGUGCUGGGAGCCGUGCCGUCGCUGGCUGCCGAAACCAACUCGGACGAGGAGCGCGAGACGUCGCCCAACAGACGCACACGCAGCCGGGGCGACAGAAAGCGCAAGGGCGAGCAAUCCUCGGAGACGGCGAAACGGCACCGUGUUGUUUCUGACUCGAGCGACGGUGGGCGCAAGCCGCGCACGCGGUCGCUGGUGCGCAAGGACCGGUCGUACCGUGCUCCGUCGCCGAUCAAGAUCACGAGCAGCGGGAUUUCCACACGGAGCGGACGAGUUCUAUCGUACGAGCUGGACCAGAAGCCGGAGGUGAGUCCGCCAUCGUCGGCGCUACCAAAGGCGGUGAAGGACCUGGUCACUGAGGCCGAGACGUUCAUCGAAGAGGAAAAGACCAAGGAGCUGAAAGAUCUGGUGGACGAGGCGGAGAAGUUUGUGGAGAAAGAGGAUAAGGAGGAGUCUGAGGAGGCAACGGCGCGGCGGUCGCGGCGGUCGCGCGAGCCGGAAGAUACCAAGAAACGCAUUCCUCCGCCAAGACGGCUCCGCAGACGUCGCAACAGGAAAAACUAG
Messenger RNA from Ogataea philodendri, 4320 nucleotides. RefSeq lists its product as uncharacterized. Bases 1 to 4320 code for a protein of 1439 amino acids. NCBI's taxonomy places the organism in Eukaryota, Fungi, Ascomycota, Pichiomycetes, Pichiales, Pichiaceae. The transcript has a single exon. The record is from RefSeq and is a predicted model, not a curated record.